AGCAAAGCAGCAGCAGAAGAAGAAAGAACCAGAAAGAAAGAAAAAAAUGUGCGGCAGUUCGAAGAAGAAGCCAAAGCAGAUGAUGUAAACUUUGUUGUAACCAAAACUUGGACAGAGAGCGGGACAGCGAAAGAGAGAGAGAGAGAGAGAGAGAGUGAGAAACGAACUCUAGAAAAGAACACUCAGACGGAUUUUUCUUCCCCCCACCUACUACUACUGCACCUACUCCUCCAUCGACUUCAAUUUUUUUUUGUGAGAGUGCAAGUGUGUGAGAAAGAGAGCUUUCUACAAUGCCAGAAACGGAGCACGAAAGCUGCAGCAAAGAGUGGCUCCAGGUCCAGCUGCGCUCUCUGGACGCCAAGGAGCUGAUCCUGCUCGACUGCCGCGGCUCCCACGAGUACAGCGAAUCGCAUAUCCGUGGCGCCGUCAAUCUGUGCAUUCCCAGCAUUGUGCUGCGGCGCCUUGCCACCGGCAAGAUCGAUCUGGCCUCCACCAUCAAGUCGCCGGAUCUGAAGGAUCGCAUUCAGACGGGCUACAAGCUCUGCCUCUUCAUUCUCUACAACGGCGAGGGCGUGGCCGGACAGCAGGAUGUGGCCGGAGCCGGAAUGGGGGCCAACGAUUCGAUUAUCAAUAUCUUGCACCGCCGCCUCAAGCAGGACGGAUGUCGCGUGGUCGCACUGCAAGAUGGCUUUUCCAGUUUUCGCUUAGCAUUUCCGGAAUGGUGCGAGGAUGACAGCCAGGCGCAGAACAAAGAGAUGGAAUCUAGUCGCAAUGUCCAGACCGAUCAGUUAAUGGGCCUCAGAUCCCUGCGCAUUUCCACACCGCAUUCCGAUUCCGCCUGCAGCAGUUCGGCCGAGUCCUCGGACUGUGAGAGCACCACCCAUCAUCAUCAUCACCAUCAUCAUCAUCAUCAUAGCUAUAAUGAGGCGCCCGUGGAGAUAAUACCAGGCCUUCUGUUCCUGGGCAAUGUCACCCACAGCGGCGACUCGAAGGCAUUGCAAAAGUACAACAUUAAGUAUGUGUUGAACGUGACACCGGAUUUGCCAAACGAGUUUGAAAAAUCGGGCAUCAUCAAGUAUCUGCAAAUACCGAUUACCGAUCACUAUUCACAGGACUUGGCCAUGCAUUUCCCAGAUGCCAUACAGUUUAUAGAGGAAGCGCGCUCUGCGAACUCGGCGGUGCUGGUCCACUGCCUGGCUGGCGUUUCGCGCUCGGUGACCGUGACGCUCGCCUAUUUGAUGCACACGCGCGGCCUCAGCCUCAACGACGCCUUCAUGAUGGUGCGCGACAGGAAGCCGGAUGUCUCGCCCAAUUUCCAUUUCAUGCAGCAGCUGCAGUCCUUUGAAAGUCAGCUGCGACUCAGUCCUGGCGAUGGCCAGCCCAUGGACGAGGGCAACUGUGGCGGCAUGAUGGGUGGCAUGGGGGGACCCCCGGUCGGCUUGGGCCUGGCUCCCGUUGGCAGCUCUGUCUCGAAUUCGGUAUUGAUGGCCAAUCCCAGUGUGGUUGCCUCCCGUUGCGGCGGUCGCGGCUCCAAGUUCUCGUGCAACUGCAUUGCUGCCGACUGCAAGUGCAUGCAGACCGGCGGCUUUAUGGCUGCCCAUUUGGCCAAGGCCACUGGUGUAUCGCCGGACUCGGGCAUUGAGUUUGAUCGCUGGACACCAUCCUCGGACACGGGUCUCAAAUGAGACCAGCUGCUGGGUGGGAAGAGUUUUGUGCUGCCGCCAAGUCAGGAGAUCCUAUUAGGAGGAGCAGGAGCAGGAGCAGGAGCCGUUGCAGCCACAUCGCCACCGCCAUGCUGCAUCUACCUGUCGGCCAGCGACAACAUGUCGCCGGCCAGCACCACCAGCUCAUCCACAUCGACCACAACCACCGCGGAGGCGGUGUCUGUGGUGGAGGUGGUGCAGCGGGACGAUCAGAUGCAGCUGGAAAUGAUGGCCGACGAGGAGCAGCUACAGGAGGAACAAGAUGCUGCACAAGAUGCUGCUCCUAAUGGGAAUGCGUUCUAGGAUGCGUUCUUGACGAAAAGAAAAUAGACAAAGCGUUUUCCUACACACACACACACACACACCUACAAACACAUACAUAUGAGCAGCCUAUAUAAAUGGGGGUAAACUCCUUCAAAUGCCACUUGGAUACGAAAUAAAAACAAAGAAUAUCUCCCCGUCUUUGACGACAUUGAAGCAUCCAAGUGAAAGAAUACCCAUAAAAAAUAACUAGAAUUAAUAUUAAUAAUAUACGUAUAUAUUAAUAAUAAAUUUAAUAUUUGGUACAUUUCUAAGGUCUAAAUGCAGAAAAAUAAUGUCUUGCAACAAACAAACAAAAUCCAAUGUUAUCCACACAACACACACACAAAC
Drosophila persimilis is the source of this 2354-nucleotide messenger RNA. RefSeq names its product dual specificity protein phosphatase Mpk3 (gene Mkp3). Gene Ontology annotation, cellular component: cytosol; cytoplasm. The record is from RefSeq and is a predicted model, not a curated record. Gene Ontology annotation, biological process: negative regulation of MAPK cascade; protein dephosphorylation. NCBI's taxonomy places the organism in Eukaryota, Metazoa, Arthropoda, Insecta, Diptera, Drosophilidae. The coding region runs from base 291 to 1685 and encodes 464 amino acids. The transcript has 5 exons. Gene Ontology annotation, molecular function: MAP kinase tyrosine/serine/threonine phosphatase activity; protein tyrosine/threonine phosphatase activity.